GCUUUGUAAAAAUGUAUAUAAUUUGUAUAGUGUUAUUCGUACUUCUAAAUAUACCUGCUCUUUUUUCCAUCAAAAUUAAAACGGCCUCUACCCGGCCCAAUUAGUGCAAAGCUUCGCUUCCCAAAACAGCCACCAACACGGCACACACGUGGUCCGUGCACCCCGCGUCGCCUCCCUACGGCUGAAGCAACCACCUCACGUGGCGACCGACUAACUCACCGGCCGCAUCGCCAAACAACACCAGCAACUUUAGCUUGACAACCACGAAUCCCGCGCGAGCUGGCUUUGGUCGCAAGGCUUCCUCCCACACUCGCUUCUGCCGCCGCGCCGUUCAUGCCACUGCCAAUUUACCCUCCAUCGGCGUUUCUUUCUUGAUCCGCCCCUCUCCCGCAAUCUAUAUAGAUCUGGAGAGAGGGGCCUUUUGGUGUCAUUCAACUACUUACACUCGUUCCUUUUCCACCACAGCGUUAGUCGCCUCUUGUUUGUCCGCAGUAAUCUUGGCUGUGGAAUGGCGCUAGUCUAACUCAUAUGUAGACCGAGACUGGCGACUGAUUCAUUGCCAACGCGCCGCCUCGUCACCUGCUGCUCACACCGAUCGCGAUCAGAUAGUCGCCCCAGCCAGCCCAAGUCGAGUCGUCGCGGGUCGUCGCUCACUUGACUGUGCAUCUCCAAUCGCUGUUGCUCUCAAAGCAUAACAGUCUACCACUUUAGAAUCAGCGGCCAUGUCCGGGCACGCAUCUCGACCGGGCCAAGAUGAGCCGCGCUGCUACAACUGCGGUGGCUCAGGCCACUGGGCUGUCGCUUGUCCAGAACCGACGAGGGAAACCCCAGCCGGCCUCUCCUGGAGAGAUGGUGGCAAACAGAAACAGCAACAAGGCGGACAGCGAAACCAAAACAACGGAGGCCGAAAAGCAAAGGGUCCCAUCAUCACGAAAUACGCACCGCCGACGCCCGCGUAUAAUGGAUACUAUCCUCCUCCUCCCGGCUACCCUCCUGCCCCCGGAUCAUAUUCAGCGCCACCGGGCACAUCCCAUCAACAGUCAUACCCUCCGCACUACGGUCCGCCAGGCACUCACCAACCGCCGCCGCCUCCUCCUCCUCCCGGCGCAAACUAUUCCCAACCUUCAUAUCCCCCUCAGUCAUACCACCCGCCGACCCAGUAUGCUCCGCCGCCACCACCGCCGCCAGGACCUCCUUCAUACGGACCACCACCAGGCCACGGCUUGCCUCCGCCGCCGCCGCCAGCUCACUUUGGCAAUAGCUACAACCAGCAUUCCCAGGGCGGCCGUGACAACCGAAAUCACAAUCAGCACAAGGACCGACGAAAUUCUCAGAACAACAACAGGGAUAAUCGAAACCACGGGUCCCCGAAUAACCGGACUGCGUCGUUUUCGAAACCGGCCCAUAGCCCGCCGCCGAACGGAAACAACAAGAGAUCCCACGGUUCGCCUCAAGCCGCCAAGAAUGCGCCGAAGCAAUCGCCGUCUAGCGUAAAAGCAAGCCCAAGCACACUUCCAAUGGGCAUUGCAUCGUUGCCGCCUAAGCCGACAAAUGCGCUGCCGCCUAAGCCGCCGAAGAGUAUACACGAUGUUGCCGAUCCUCAUCGCCUGGAUAAGAACCCCAAUGCCAACGCCUCGAAUCAUCCAAACAAUAAUAAUAACAAUAACGGUCCGAAUAAUCAAAAGAAUAAUAAGAACAACCGGAAUAAGGAUAACCGAAACCGAAAUAACAACAAUAACCAAGGCAGUCGGAACAACUCCCAGUCACAGCAAGGCGGACAGGGUGGACGCAACAACUCUCAGUCUCAACAAGGUGGGCGUAACAACUCUCAGUCCCAACAGGGCGGCAGAAACAACUCGCAAUCGCAGCAAGGUGGCAAACGGCGAGACUCUGGGCAAGGCAACGAAAACCGCAAGGAUAAGCGUAAGAACCAGAACCAGAACCAACACCAGCGCCGUGCAAGUGAUGGCAAAAAGGUCAGCGCCCAGUCUUGGUCCCCGAGCGAGCCACGAGUUACCGAGCCAAGCGCAGAGCCAGCCACAUCAGUCAAGGAGCAUUCAAGCCCCGUUAAGCAGCCCGAAUUACCACGACCCCCUUCCAGGGAUCUAGAUCUAGACAUUGAAGGCAAUAUUCCGGAAGAAGGCGAGGCGCUAGAAGACUCUCCCGAAGCGCCAGCCGACGCACCGCCAUCAGCAGUCGAAAUAGAGACAUCUCUCAAGCGCGAACGCUCCAAGUCUCCAUCAUCAGACAGAGGCGGCCGCAACCAAGCACCUAAAGACGACUCGCCACCCCGUCGCCGGCGAGACAGCCAGAGCUCCGAGCGAGCCUUGAAACGUCAGCGUGUCGAACGCUGGCGCAAGUCCGGAGAGGCUGGAGAGGCUAGUGAUGACGAAGCCCUCGACCAGGCACCCGAGCCAGGCGAGGCAAGUGACGACAGUCCCCCGCGUGCCUCUCGCCCUGUCGAGCGCCGCCCAAGCGCCAACGGCUCGGAGCGCUCUCGCUCCGCUGCAUCCACGGCCUCGUCGGAUCUCAACUCUCUAGAGGCUGAGCUCCUCGGGCGCCCUGUUCGUCGCCAAAGCUCCGGCUCGUCGGCACCAAAGACAAAGGUCGACAAUGCGGCGCCUACGCAGAGUGCUCUGCAGUCGCUGGGGCCGAUUAAGAAGAAGCGCAAGCCUACAGAUUCUGCGUACAGUCGCCGUUGGUAAACGGCCAAUGAAAACCACUUUUUUUCUUUCCUUUUUUUGGCUUCAGUUUUGAUACUUUGGGAAUAAGCAUGACUUGGCGCUAGACUUACGUAGCUGAAUAAAAUUUUAUCCUUUUUUUUCUCCCUUUCAUAGAUGUCUUUGGUAGUUGAUUGUCGCGAUGUUGCUGAAAUAAGCUUUUGAUGUGGCUGCAUGCUGCCAAGCAUUCUACAUUCAACGUCACUUGUAGAAUAGAUAGCUUGAAGAGUGCAUGUUAGAGGCGUUAACUAGAAUAAAACAGUACAUCGGUAAGAAGCGGCCGAUCAUUAAAAGUAAUAAAAAGACAGCAAGAAUAGAAAUACACUUUUACACCAGUCGUACAAGCAAAAGCAGAAUCAAAUAAUCAAGUAAUCAAAACCCAUACGCUUAAGCUCCUGAAGCCAAUUGACUUCUGUCUCGGGACGCGUAUCCCGCAACUCCCACGCUGCCUUUAACAUUUCAAUAGCAGUAAAUAGGUACCCCCAAGGGCAUAUCUUCCAGAUACGAAGCAGGCGCUCCAUGACCCAUUUACGCUUCUCUGGGUCGUUCGACUCUGCGCCAGCGAUAAAAAGUGGCCAGCUGAUUGCUUUAAAGUACGGGUCUGCGUCGUCGAUAAAGGAUAGAUGGUCAAGGAUGUCGUCGACAAGUUGCUGUGUCUCCAGAGGCCGGACGGCACGGAUAGGCGGUAGGGCUUGUAGCACGUACAGGCACGCCGAAGACCGGUAUGCUGAUGCGACGUGGAUGCGGGACUCCGUGUCUGUGAUGGCUGUUGCGGCUUGUAAGUGAGCUACCCAGCUCGGCAUGUCAUAGUUGACAGCCUGGUCAAAGAGGGCAAUAGCCUCGUCGGCGGCAGUGAGAGUCUCGUCCGUAGCGGCCUUUUCGUAGGAUAGUUGCGAGGCGACAAGGAUGGCUUGCAGGAUUUCCGGUGGACAUGCGAGGUAGAUGUUCAUUUCGACACGCUUCAUGACAGGGAGCAGUUGGACUGCAUGGCGGGCCAUGCGCGCAGCGUGAGCGCCAGAGGUGAGCGUGGAGCCGAGGAUGUGAUAGCUACGAGAGGUUAGAAUGCGUUGUAGCAGAAAGUGG
[Torrubiella] hemipterigena is the source of this 3803-nucleotide messenger RNA. NCBI's taxonomy places the organism in Eukaryota, Fungi, Ascomycota, Sordariomycetes, Hypocreales, Clavicipitaceae. The record is from the annotation of a GenBank genome assembly.